AUGCUGCGCAAGGGUAUUACAGAGAGCUUUGGAGCUGCUAUCCAUGCCUUCAACAGCGCCCAGCUGACAGAUGGUGUGAUUAGCAGGAGCAAAAGGAUGAUGCUGGACUCUCUGGGCGUUGGUCUGUUAGGAACCAGGACAGAUGUCUUUAAUAAGGCUCUCACAUACAGCCAGUUGUUUACGUCUGUCGAGAGGAGCAGUGUUUGGGGUAAAUCGAGGAUAACUCUUCCUCCUCAUUACGCUGCCUUUGUCAACGGCAUUGCGGUUCACUCCAUGGACUUUGACGACACUUGGCACCCUGCUACUCAUCCGUCAGGAGCUGUGCUUCCUGCCCUGCUGGCCCUAGCAGAGACACUGCCCAGGCAGCCUUCUGGUCUGGAUCUGCUGCUGGCCUUCAAUGUUGGUAUCGAGGUACAGGGCAGACUCUUGAGGUUCUCCAGAGAAGCCUACAACAUCCCUGAGAGAUUCCACCCUCCCAGUGUUGUUGGAGUGAUGGGCAGCGCUGCGGCCUCAGCUAAGCUCCUGGGUCUGUCCCCUGCACAGUGUAGCCAUGCUCUUGCUAUCGCAGCCUCCUCUGCCGGGGCUCCCCUGGCCAACGCUGCCACACAAACGAAACCUCUCCAUAUUGGCAACGCUGCUCGAAGAGGCCUGGAGGCGGCUCAGUUGGCCCAGAUGGGACUGACGGGGAAUCCUUCCAUUCUGGAUUUGAACCGGGGGUUUGGCGUUUACUACAAGGACUACAGCCCCUCAGCAAUGGCAGUUUCUGCCUCUCGCCACUUUAAAUGGAUUCUGGAAGAGCAGGACGUGGCCUUUAAGCGCAUCCCUGCUCACCUGGGCAUGCACUGGGCUGUGGAUGCAGCGCUGGCAGCUAGAGCAAAGCUUGAAAGUACAGUCAGGCAUUUUGACGUGAGCCAGAUCAGGCAGGUCACACUACGAGUGCCUCCAUCCAAGUAUGUUGACUGCCCGUUACCUGCAACAGAGCACCAAGCCAGGCACUCAUUCCAGUUCAACGCCUGCUCUGCUCUGCUGGAUAACAAAGUGACAGUGUCUUCCUUCAGUGAGGCUCAGAUUAACCGCCCCGCUCUGAAGGAGCUCCUGUCCAACGUGAAAGUCGAGACCCCAAAUGAUAACCAACCCAAUUUUGACAAGAUGUACUGUGAAGUUGAAAUAGAAACUCAUCAGGGGCAGAGUGUUGCAGCCAGAUGUGAUACCUUUUAUGGCCACUGGAGGAAGCCACUGAGUCAGGAGGACCUGGUGGAGAAGUUCAGCGUUAAUGCUUCUUCAGUGUUGUGCACAGAGGGAGUGGAGGGUGUGAUCGAUGUGAUAGGAAACAUUGAGGAAGUGAGAGAGUGUUCGGUCUUGGGUUCAUAUCUGAGCAUGACAAGCAGUCAGCACCAGCAGCUCUAUAGCACAGGAACAGUGUGAUUAUACAGUGGUGUGUGUGUGUGUGUGUGUGUGUGUGUGUGUGUGUGUGUGUGUGUGUGUGUGUGUGUAAGUAGGAGUGUCAGGAUUCUCUAAACCCAUGAUUUGAUUUUCAAUUUGAAUGGUAAAUUUCCGAUUUAACAUAUCCUGCUUUUGAUUGGGAUAAUUGUAACUCAAAAAGAUCAAGAAAUCAUGACACCCCUAGUGUAAAAUAAUUUACAACCCAGUUUUUUUUUUUUUUUUUUUUAAAGUAACCUUGAAGUAGAUAUACAUACAAGUAUAUUAUGAUUAAUGUACUAAAGGUGCUAUCAACGGACAUAUUAAUGUCAGUGUACUUGUCCACUUGCAGUAUUUAAAAAAAU
Centropristis striata (black sea bass) is the source of this 1784-nucleotide messenger RNA. RefSeq names its product aconitate decarboxylase 1 (gene acod1). The transcript is spliced from 5 exons. Lineage: Eukaryota; Metazoa; Chordata; Actinopteri; Perciformes; Serranidae. The coding region runs from base 1 to 1425 and encodes 474 amino acids. The record is from RefSeq and is a predicted model, not a curated record. Gene Ontology annotation, molecular function: lyase activity.